GCAUACAUCUCUAAUUUUAUUAUUUUGGUCUUUUCGUUGGAUUUUCCCUUUCUUCUUUUUUUCGGGUUAUCGCUCAGUUUUGAGCAGAGGUUUACAUUUUUUACAAAUUUGCUUUCCAGCCCGCCUUGAUCUUCUAAGUGCGAGUUCAUCGUCCGAGAAAAAAAAAAUCUCUGGUUGGCGUUUUUGUUUCUUUUCUUUUUCUUUCUUUUCUUUUUUUUUUUUUUUUAAUUUUUUUUUUCAAGGGGGAGGAGAUUUUCCACAAGAAAAGGUUGUUUUCAUGUUUGGGAUUCAGGAAAGCAUCCAACGGAGUGGAAGCAGCAUGAAGGAAGAGCCGCUGGGCAGCGGCAUGAACGCGGUGCGGACGUGGAUGCAGGGCGCCGGGGUGCUGGACGCCAACACGGCGGCGCAGAGCGGGGUGGGUCUGGCCCGGGCUCACUUUGAGAAGCAGCCACCUUCCAAUCUGCGGAAAUCCAACUUCUUCCACUUCGUCCUGGCCCUCUACGACAGACAGGGCCAGCCCGUGGAGAUCGAGAGGACAGCGUUUGUGGGGUUCGUGGAGAAGGAAAAAGAAGCCAACAGCGAAAAGACCAAUAACGGAAUUCACUACCGGCUUCAGCUUCUCUACAGCAAUGGGAUAAGGACGGAGCAGGAUUUCUACGUGCGCCUCAUUGACUCCAUGACAAAACAAGCCAUAGUGUAUGAAGGCCAAGACAAGAACCCAGAAAUGUGCCGAGUUUUGCUCACACAUGAGAUCAUGUGCAGCCGCUGUUGUGACAAGAAAAGCUGUGGCAACCGAAAUGAGACUCCCUCAGAUCCAGUGAUAAUUGACAGGUUCUUCUUGAAAUUCUUCCUCAAGUGUAACCAAAAUUGCCUAAAGAAUGCAGGAAACCCACGUGACAUGCGGAGAUUCCAGGUCGUGGUGUCUACGACAGUCAAUGUGGAUGGCCAUGUCCUGGCAGUCUCUGAUAACAUGUUUGUCCAUAAUAAUUCCAAGCAUGGGCGGAGGGCUCGGAGGCUUGACCCCUCGGAAGGUACGCCCUCUUAUCUGGAACAUGCAGCUACUCCCUGUAUCAAAGCCAUCAGCCCGAGUGAAGGAUGGACGACGGGAGGCGCGACUGUGAUCAUCAUAGGGGACAAUUUCUUUGAUGGGUUACAGGUCAUAUUCGGUACCAUGCUGGUCUGGAGUGAGUUGAUCACUCCUCAUGCCAUCCGUGUGCAGACCCCUCCUCGGCACAUCCCUGGUGUUGUGGAAGUCACACUGUCCUACAAAUCUAAGCAGUUCUGCAAAGGAACACCAGGGAGAUUCAUUUACACAGCGCUCAACGAACCCACCAUCGAUUAUGGUUUCCAGAGGUUACAGAAGGUCAUUCCUCGGCACCCUGGUGACCCUGAGCGUUUGCCAAAGGAAGUAAUACUUAAAAGGGCUGCGGAUCUGGUAGAAGCUCUGUAUGGGAUGCCACACAACAACCAGGAAAUCAUUCUGAAGAGAGCGGCCGACAUUGCCGAGGCCCUGUACAGUGUUCCCCGCAACCACAACCAACUCCCGGCCCUUGCUAACACCUCGGUCCACGCAGGGAUGAUGGGUGUGAAUUCGUUCAGUGGACAACUGGCUGUGAAUGUCUCUGAGGCAUCACAAGCCACCAAUCAGGGUUUCACCCGCAACUCAAGCAGUGUGUCACCACACGGGUACGUGCCGAGCACCACUCCCCAGCAGACCAACUAUAACUCCGUCACCACGAGCAUGAAUGGAUACGGCUCUGCCGCCAUGUCCAAUUUGGGCGGCUCCCCCACCUUCCUCAACGGCUCAGCUGCCAACUCGCCCUAUGCCAUAGUGCCAUCCAGCCCCACCAUGGCCUCCUCCACAAGUCUCCCCUCCAACUGCAGCAGCUCCUCGGGCAUCUUCUCCUUUUCACCAGCCAACAUGGUCUCAGCCGUGAAACAGAAGAGUGCUUUUGCACCAGUCGUCAGACCCCAGACCUCCCCACCUCCCACCUGCACCAGCACCAACGGGAACAGCCUGCAAGCGAUAUCUGGCAUGAUUGUUCCUCCUAUGUGAAAGAAUUGCCUUGAAGAAUUGUAUUAAUGAAGAGGUUGGAUUCUGCUACAGAGAGUAAUCUGAUACAAGUCCCAGAGUGGAACUUUUAACUCAGGCCUUUUUAAGAGGAAUCACAAUAACUGCAGAUUUUUAAACAAAAUCACCGACCUUGCAAAUACUGAAAUUGGAAGAGGGAUCUGCAAGUGCAGAGUGUUGGUUAAAGUUGUACCUCCCAAGUAUUUGGGGGAUAUAUUUAUUCUGUAUUGACAAAAGCAAAUCCACUUUUUCUCUUUUUUUUUUUUUAAGCUUAAUUCUGCAAUCAUUUGUCUUUUAUAAACCGUAAAGCUGUAUACAAGGGACACUAUAAAUAAGACUUCAUGUUUUAAUUUAUGAUGUUUUUAAAGCUGUGUAAAGGAAGAAUGAAGUGGUGAUAUUUACAAAAAAGUAAAAAAAAGAAAAGAAAAAAAAAAAAAGCUUGUAUGGGACAGAAUAGGAAUGCCAGUUAGAUUUUUUAGAAAAACUAAGGGUCGGCUUUUGCGCCUUAAAGCAUAUCAAAUGGUAGUUAGCUCAGACAGUGCAUUUUCAAUAUCUAACUUAACAUGCCACCCCUUAGCAGUGCAAGCUUAUUUCUCUCUUUUGUAUUGUUGUCUUAAUUAACUGUGUAAAUAAAUGCAGCCUGGAAAGUUAAAACACGAUGUAAGUGAUCACAUUUUUCCCUCUACUCGAAAAUCCAGUGCCUCUAGACAGAUUGUUAAAACUGCAUAUUUAAAUCUGAUCUCAUUCUCUCCUUUUACUUAAGUCAGUUUCUUCUGAAGCCGAUGGCCUCUCGAGAGCUUGGUGGCACACAUACUGUGUGAGAAUCUCCUUUGAGACUUCAUGGAACAGGGUCCAGGCACAGAAUUCCACACUCUGCCCUCCAGUUAACAAGCCAAAACCUCACGUACACUCCCCCAUUUGCAAGUUUAAAGUUUACUCGUCCUAAAUGCCGACUUCAUACCUAUCUUCCAAAAGUUGACAAAAGCAACGUGGCAGGUAUUUCGAUUUUCCCAUUCAAGAUACUGCCUCUAUCAGUCGACCCUUACCAUUUGUAAAAUAAUAGAUUAAAACAACAGGUUAAGUGCUUUGGAAUUAAGAGUUAAAGGGAACGGGGAAAGGAAAGGAAGGUUGAGACCUCCAAAACAUAGUUUUCUGUUCUAUGGGAAUUUUUGCUCUCGUUAUCUGGGAAGUGUUCUUAAAAAUAACAAUUAAUAGCAAAGAUGCAGCAAAGCUCUGAGGAUGCAUUUGCCUGAUAUUUUUUUCUUUGCUCUUGUGUUUUUGUAUGUAGUUAUAAAUACUGUAGAUUUUUUUUUGUGAUUUUUUUUUUGCCAAAGUUGUUGUUCUAUUUAUACAUUUUAAUGUCUUAAGACAUUUUUUUCAAUAUCACAAAAAGAUUUUACUGCAUAUUUUGCAAAGAAAAAAAAAGCUCACUACCUUUAGCUUGCACAUACUUGCAAAGUUAAUUAAAAGGCUUUUUGUUUUAAAGGGGAUUUUGUAAAAUAUCCAUAUAAAUAAUGUAUUUAUCUUUCGAAUUUGUACAUUGCUUUUCCCUUCUUCCUCUUCCUCCCACCCCCAAUUUAUUUUAUUGUGUAUGUUUGCUAUGUGAAAAGUGCGUAUUUGUUUGGUCACCUACACUUGUAUUAGCUGUUUCAAUGUGAUUUUUAAACAUUUCAUUUAUAGUUAUUUUUAGUAUUGUUAUAAACCAUGCUUCAGUUUUUUUAAAUUUCCACCCAAAAGUCAUUGUCUAUUUUUGUAUUAUUUGUAAGUUAAGAAGUUUUUUCCAAUAUAUGGCAAAAAAAAAAGUAGCAUAUUAUUCUUGUAGUAUUUAGUUCAGUAGAUUUAAAAAAAAAAUGUAUCCUUUGCUUUGGAAGCUUACAAAACAACCCUAAUGCUGUUUUACUCUAUUAAUAUGCAUGGAAUAUCUCCCUUUGGAGUGACGCAUUUUGUGCAUUAAAUUCUAGGGAGAAACUUCAUAGAAAUCAAUGAACAUACUUUCGUUCUUAAGUCUGCUUGUAUAUUUCCUCUGUCUUUCACAUAAAUAUAAACCAGCAGAUUGGAUGCCUUAACAAUGCAAAUCAUAUUCAUUUCACUUGUACAUUGUAACUGUGCACCAGAACUGUCAGUCAUCACGAACAUUCUAAGAAAAAAGAAAAAGAAAAAAAGAAAAAAAAAAAAACAAAUCGAAAAGCACAAAAGAACUGUUUUUGUUACCUUAAGACAAUGUAACUUUUUCUAGUAGAGCAAGAAAUCAUUUACAACAAUGCUGCAACUGUGCAUGCCCCCAUAUGGAUUUUGCAAUGGUUUUCACUAGACUGUCAGAGUGCGAUUUUUAUGGGUUGGGGUGGGUGGGGGAGGGGAGUUGUGGGAGGGUAAGGGAGGGAGGAAAGCUGAUUUUUCAUGGUGAGAAAUAAUAAUGAUGACUAAUAAUAAUUAAAAAACUGGAAAACGUAAGCAAGGUGGACGCAUUGCUUCUCGGUACUCAGAAAGGUUAUCUGAAUUUGCGUAGUAAGCGCUGGCCUGAAGAUGUACACAAGUUAAAGCCAUAUUUUGUCUGGUGAGCCCCUUAGCUGUUUCUGAAGGAAUGAACGGUCAGUCGGGAAGGUGUCCGGCUUAGACCUUGACAACAGACGCUACCCAUCUGUCAGCCAUGUGAAGUGGUUAGAACUCUUCUUGAAAGUCCAAAGAGCCUUUAAAAUGUGUAUAAUUUGUGUUUUGUUGCUUCUAUUUCUAUUGAUUAGAUGAAAAGACAUUCUGGCCCUCUGAUCCUCUUUCUUCUCCAGAAAAGUUUCACAAAUAAAAGAUGUUCCCCUAAAUACAGAAUAUGGCUUUAAGAAGAAAAUGAAAUGAAGAAUUAAAUUAAGAUUUCAGUGUUGGGGGAAAAAUACAGCUUCUGGAUGACUGGAUUGCAUAACAUUGCCCUGGCCUCACAUUGUACUAGGAUGCAGCUUAAAUGAAGUCAUCUCUAAAUCUACUAACCUUUCACCUUCUUAUCAAAAGUUUUUGAAUAGACACACACUGUACAGUUCAAUUGUUAGAGAACCUAACUACUGUAGAGAUUGUUAUAAUUUUUUUUUUUUUUUUUGCAAAAAUUCAAGCUGUAAAAACUUUUCAACUUUCACAAUAUUUAAUUAAAGUUACUUCCUGUCUGUGAUGGCA
Molecule: messenger RNA, 5227 nt
Organism: Macaca mulatta (Rhesus monkey)
Lineage: Eukaryota; Metazoa; Chordata; Mammalia; Primates; Cercopithecidae
Gene: EBF1
Product: EBF transcription factor 1
Biological process (GO): regulation of DNA-templated transcription
Molecular function (GO): DNA-binding transcription factor activity; DNA binding
Source: RefSeq, a predicted model, not a curated record